This is a messenger RNA of Aspergillus homomorphus CBS 101889, 5280 nucleotides long. Its product is annotated as DNA-directed RNA polymerase I core subunit RPA190. The transcript is spliced from 4 exons. Gene Ontology annotation, cellular component: RNA polymerase I complex. The coding region runs from base 62 to 5098 and encodes 1678 amino acids. Lineage: Eukaryota; Fungi; Ascomycota; Eurotiomycetes; Eurotiales; Aspergillaceae. Gene Ontology annotation, molecular function: DNA-directed RNA polymerase activity; DNA binding. The record is from RefSeq and is a predicted model, not a curated record. Gene Ontology annotation, biological process: DNA-templated transcription.
CAGCCACACAAGGACGAAGGAUUCGCACCACCCGUUGCUCCGAGAGCUGCAGGGGGAUAUCAUGGCGACCUUCGCACGACCGGUGGCUUCCACCAUCGCGGGGAUUGACUUUGGCGUCUACACUGAUGAAGACAUCAAAGCUCUCUCUGUAAAGCGAAUCCAGAACACCCCGGCGCUGGAUUCCUUCAACAAUCCUGUCCCCGGCGGUCUCUACGAUCCAGCUCUUGGUGCCUGGGGUGACCAUGUUUGCACAACAUGUCGUCAGUCUUCGUGGUCUUGCACUGGCCAUUCUGGUCACGUCGAGCUGCCAGUUCGUGUGUAUAAUCCCACCCAUUUCGAACAGAUGUACCGUCUCUUGAAGGCGCAAUGUGUCUACUGCCAUCGCUUCCAAUUGUCUCGCUUCGAAAUCAAUACAUAUGCCUGCAAAUUGCGAUUGUUGCAGUAUGGUCUGGUCGACGAGGUUGCUGUUAUCGAUACAAUGGCUUAUUCCACCACGGGUAACAAGAGGAAGGCCGCUAAAGACGGCGAAGGAUCCAGCGAUGAGGAUGAGGAUGAUGAUGAUAAGAUGGCUCGCAGAACCUCCUACGUCAAGAAAUGCAUCCGACAAGCGCAAGCAGAUGGAAGACUUAAGGGUCUGAUGGCUGGUGCAAAGAACCCAUUGGCUGCGGAACAGCGCCGGUUCCUUGUCAGAGAGUUUAUGAAGGCUAUCGGCUCACCGAGCAAGUGCGCCAGCUGCAGUGGUAUCUCUCCCUCUUACCGGAAAGAUAAGUUCUCGAAGGUUUUCCGCAAGCCUCUCCCUGAGAAAUCCAGACACGCUAUGCUGCAAGCUGGAUUCCAAGCACCCAACUCUUUGAUUCUUCUCCAGCAGGCUCAAAAGUUCAACAGCAAGGAAAAGGAGGCACUGGGAGAUGGGGCUUCUGACACCGCGUCUCAGGUCCAUGGGGCCGAGGAGGAAGUUGCUCGUGGUAAUGCCGUCGUUACCGAACUCGAGAACAAGAAACAGGUUGCCGGGGAAAGCCAGCAAUACAUGCCUUCUCCUGAAGUCCAUGCCGCAUUGACUCUGCUCUUUGAGAAGGAAGCAGAGAUCCUGAGCCUUGUGUACAACUCUCGACCAUUGCCUAAGAAGGAAUCGCGAGUCAGCGCAGACAUGUUCUUCAUCAAGAACAUCCUGGUGCCGCCAAACAGAUAUCGUCCCGCUGCACAGCAAGGAGCUGGUGCUAUCUUGGAGGCUCAGCAAAAUACCAUAUUCUCGAAUAUUCUGAAGAACUGCGACAUCAUCAACCAGAUCAGCAAGGAAAGGCAAAGCAGCAGCUCUAGCGCUGCCAUGCGAGUCCGCGAUUACCGCGAUCUGCUUCACUCCAUCGUUCAACUGCAGGACACUGUGAACGGACUUAUUGACCGCGACCGAAAUGCAUCUGCAGGUCCAGCUGCUGCAGCCGGACCCAAUGGUAUCAAGCAGAUCCUGGAAAAGAAGGAAGGUCUCUUCCGGAAGAACAUGAUGGGCAAGCGUGUCAACUUUGCUGCUCGGAGUGUCAUCUCUCCCGACCCAAACAUCGAAACCAAUGAGAUCGGUGUCCCUAUGGUUUUCGCUAAGAAGUUGACUUAUCCCGAGCCAGUGACCAACCACAACUUUUGGGAGAUGAAACAAGCCGUCAUCAAUGGUCCCGACAAAUACCCCGGUGCUUCUGCCAUCGAGAAUGAAUUGGGCCAGGUCACUAACCUUAAGUUCAAGAGCUUGGAUGAGCGUACCGCGCUGGCUAACCAGUUGCUUGCGCCCUCAAACUGGCGUAUGAAGGGAUCUCGCAACAAGAAAGUCUACCGCCAUCUUACGACUGGAGACGUUGUGUUGAUGAACCGUCAGCCUACCCUCCACAAGCCGUCUAUCAUGGGUCACAAAGCUCGCGUUCUUCCCAACGAAAGAACCAUUCGCAUGCACUACGCUAACUGCAAUACCUACAACGCGGAUUUCGAUGGUGACGAGAUGAACAUGCACUUCCCUCAGAACGAACUUGCCCGAUCGGAAGCUAUGAUGCUUGCGGACGCAGAUCAUCAAUACCUUGUCGCAACGUCUGGCAAGCCUCUGCGUGGACUGAUUCAGGACCACAUUUCCAUGAGCACCUGGUUCACGUGCCGAGACAGCUUUUUCGAUGAGGAGGAUUAUCACGAGCUCUUGUACAGCUGCCUCAGACCCGAGAAUUCUCACACAAUUACCGACCGGAUUCAGCUCAUUGGUCCGGCAGUAAUUCGACCCAAGCCUCUCUGGACUGGCAAACAAGUUAUCACAACCAUUCUCAAGAACAUUAUGCCUCCCGGUAGAGCCGGCCUCAAUUUGAAGAGCAAGUCCUCGACGCCUGGUGACCGCUGGGGUGAGGGUAAUGAAGAAGGCACAGUGAUCUUCAAGGACGGAGAGUUGCUCUGCGGUAUCCUCGACAAAAAGCAAAUUGGUCCUACUGCUGGCGGUCUGGUUGAUGCUAUUCACGAAAUCUACGGACACACCAUUGCGGGUCGAUUGAUAAGUAUUCUAGGACGUCUUUUGACUAGGUUCUUGAAUAUGCGCGCCUUUACUUGCGGCAUUGAUGAUCUUCGCUUGACCAAGGAGGGUGAUCGCGUACGCAGGGAGAAGAUUAGCGAGGCUGCCGCCAUCGGUCGUGAGGUUGCACUGAAGUAUGUUACACUCGACGAGGCUCCAGGUGCCGAUCAAGAUGCCGAGUUGAACCGUCGUAUGGAGGAAGUUCUUCGCGAUGAUGAGAAGCAGAGCGGUCUCGAUAGUGUCUCUAAUGCUCGUACUGCGAAGCUCUCGACUGAAAUUACCAAGGCCUGCCUUCCCGGAGGUCUCGUUAAGCCAUUCCCUUGGAACCAGAUGCAGUCGAUGACAAUAUCAGGAGCCAAGGGUUCUAGCGUCAACGCCAACCUGAUUUCUUGCAACCUCGGACAGCAGGUUUUGGAAGGUCGCCGUGUACCCGUCAUGGUCAGCGGUAAGACACUGCCGUCUUUCCGAGCGUUCGAUACGAAUCCCAUGGCCGGUGGUUACGUGUGUGGUCGUUUCUUGACCGGUAUUAAGCCCCAGGAAUACUACUUCCACGCCAUGGCUGGUCGUGAGGGUUUGAUUGAUACUGCCGUCAAGACCUCCAGAUCCGGUUAUCUGCAGCGCUGUUUGAUUAAGGGAAUGGAAGGCCUGAGGGCGGAGUAUGAUACUUCGGUCCGUGAGGCUUCGGACGGAUCCGUUGUUCAGUUCCUGUACGGUGAGGAUGGCUUGGAUAUUACCAAGCAAGUUCACCUGAAGGACUUCGACUUCCUGGCAUCGAAUUACCUUUCUAUCAUGUCUCAGGUCAACUUGACUAGCGAUUUCCAUGGCUUGGAGAAGGAGGAGGUUGUCAAUUGGCACAAGGAUGCUAUUAAGAAGGUCCGGAAGACAGGCAAGGUCGACGCUAUGGACCCUGUCCUUUCGCUCUAUCACCCUGGAGGUAAUCUGGGCAGUAUCUCUGAAGCAUUCUCGCAAGCGCUCAAGAAGUACGAGGAUGCCAACCCGGAUGGUCUGCUCAGAGACAAGAAGAAGAGCAUCGAGGGUGUCAUCACCAAGAAGUCAUUCAACACCCUGAUGAACAUGAAGUACAUGAAGUCUGUCGUUGACCCGGGUGAGGCCGUUGGUAUUGUGGCUGGUCAAUCUAUUGGUGAACCCUCAACACAGAUGACCUUGAACACUUUCCACUUGGCUGGUCACUCUGCUAAGAACGUGACGCUCGGUAUUCCCCGUCUUCGUGAAAUCGUCAUGACUGCUAGUGCUCACAUCAUGACCCCUACCAUGACAUUGAUUCUGAACGAAGAGCUGUCCAAGGAACAUUCCGAAAGAUUCGCUAAAGCUAUCAGCAAGCUCAGCAUCGCGGAGGUUGUUGACAAGGUUCAGAUUAAGGAAAGAGUCUCCUCCGGCAGCAUGAAGGCCAAGAUAUACGACAUCAACAUCUCAUUCUUCCCCCCGGAGGAAUACACUGCUGAGUAUGCUAUUACGGCUAAGGACGUGCAGAACGCUCUGCAGAAUAAGUUCAUCCCAAGACUCGUGAAACUUACCAAGGCUGAGCUCAAGAAGCGUAACGAGGAGAAGACCUUGAAGAAGUUCUCGACUGCUCAACCUGAGAUUGGUGUUUCCGUUGGCACAGUCCAGGAUGCCCCUAGCGGCAGGGAUGCUGAAGAGGAGCCGAUGGACGAUGAUGUCGAAGACGACGAGGACGACGCCAAGCGGGCACGGGGCAACCAGAACCGCAACAACCAAGUCUCUUAUGAAGGUCCCGAGGACGAAGAGGCGAAUAUGGUGCGUCAGCAGGAUGCCGUGGAUGACGACGAGGACGACGAGGUCGACAACACGCGCCAGAAGCGUGAUGUCGAGAUGGAUGAUGCCUCCGAUGACGAGUCCGAAGACCAGAGCAAGGACGCCAAGCUGCGCGAGGAAGACAUCAAGAACAAGUACGGAGAAGUCACGCAAUUCAAGUUCAACCCCAAGAAGGGCGGAUCUUGCACCAUCCAGCUUCAGUACGACAUCGAUACUCCCAAGCUUCUGCUCUUGCCUUUGGUCGAGGACGCCGCUCGCACCGCAGUCAUUCAGUCUAUUCCCGGCCUCGGCAACUGCACUUUUGUGGCGGCAGAUCCGGUCAAGGGCGAACCUGCCUGUGUCAUCACGGAAGGUGUGAACCUGCUUGCCAUGCGCGACUACCAGGACAUCAUCAAGCCCCACUCCCUCUACACCAACUCGAUUCACCACAUGCUUACUCUCUACGGUGUUGAGGCCGCCCGUGCCUCUAUUGUCCGCGAAAUGUCCGACGUUUUCGAGGGCCACAGUAUCUCUGUCGACAACCGCCACCUGAACCUGAUUGGUGACGUGAUGACCCAGUCUGGUGGCUUCCGGCCCUUCAACCGUAACGGUCUGGUCAAGGACAGCUCCUCUCCGCUGGCUAAGAUGAGUUUCGAGACGACGGUUGGGUACCUCAAGGAGGCUGUCGUCGAGAGGGACUUCGACAACCUUAAGAGUCCUAGUGCCCGUAUCGUUGUUGGUCGUACCGGAACUGUUGGUACGGGUGCAUUCGAUGUCCUUGCCCCUGUGGCCUAGACAAUCCCAUCGUUCCCCGCGUGCAAUCCUUCUCGUUGUAUAUGCUUGUCUAUCUGAAUUAAUGUACUCUACGCACUUCUUCCUGUUUCUUUCGUCGUGUCUCUGACGUGUCCAACGAUUUCUGGAGUUGUCUUUCAGCGGAAUAAGAAAAAGUCCUUCUUAUUAUUUCUUAAGAAUAGCAU